Messenger RNA from Epinephelus moara (kelp grouper), 5642 nucleotides. RefSeq names its product NLR family CARD domain-containing protein 3-like. NCBI's taxonomy places the organism in Eukaryota, Metazoa, Chordata, Actinopteri, Perciformes, Serranidae. The transcript has 9 exons. The record is from RefSeq and is a predicted model, not a curated record. Gene Ontology annotation, molecular function: protein binding. The coding region runs from base 56 to 3055 and encodes 999 amino acids.
GGAGCAGUCAGAGGAAUACAGGUCGUCUGAGUCAGGUGUUCUCAGAUUUGAGAAGAUGAGUGAUUUGGAGAAAGAGGAGGACAGAUCAGAGUCUCCAGUGUCCAGCUGUCUGUCUUUGAAGAGUGACCAAUCCAGAGAUUUCCCUCCAUUCUUCAGUAAUGAACCUGGACCCUCAGACACAAACAGAGGGGGCAGGACGAGGUCUAAAGAAUGUGUUCAUCUCCACGGAGAGAAGAAGAAGAGGAGUCGUGUUUCUGGGGAGGAGCAGCUGUCUUGCUGUGUUUUGUGUCAGGACAUCCUGAAGGAUCCAGUCUCUACCAGCUGUGGACACUGGUUCUGCAGACAGUGCAUCACCUCACACUGGGACCAGUCUGCUUCAUCAGGAAACUUCUCCUGUCCUCAGUGUGGGAAAAGAUCCAGAACAAGAGCUGGACUGCAGACAGCCAGUCAGACCAUCACUGCACAAAGAGAUAGUGGUCUGCAGGAGGUUUUAGAUGAACAUAAGAUUAGUCUGAGGAGGAGAUGUGAACAUGUGACUGAAGGAAGUGAUGAAACAGGAAGUGAAACCCUCCUCAACAGGAUCUACACUGAGCUCUACAUCACAGAGGGACAGAGUGAAGAGGUUAAUACCCAACAUGAGGUGACACAGCUUGAGACAGCUUCCAAGAAGAAGAUCCUCCAUGACACUCCAAUCGAGUGUCACGAAAUCUUUAAAGCUUUACCUGACCAACAGAAACACAUCAGAGUCGUUCUUAUGAAUGGCGUCGCUGGCAUUGGAAAAACCUUCUUGGUGCAAAAGUUCACUCUGGACUGGGCAGAGGGUUUGGAAAACCAAGAUGUCAGUCUGGUGAUUCUGCUUUCGUUCAGGGAGCUGAACUUGAUCAAAGAUGAGCAGUACAGUCUUCUCACUCUGCUCCAUGUUUUCCAUCCAACAUUACAGAAGGUCACAGCAGAGGAGCUCGCUGUCUGUAAAGUUCUGUUCAUCUUUGACGGCCUGGAUGAAAGCAGACUGGCACUGGAUUUCCACAACAAUGAGGUUGUGACUGAUGUCACACAGAAGUCAUCAGUCAACAUGCUGCUGACAAACCUCAUCAAGGGGAAGCUGCUUCCCUUGGCUCUCAUCUGGAUAACUUCCCGACCUGCAGCAGCCAAUCAGAUCCCUCCUGCAUGUGUUGACAGGGUAACAGAAGUACGAGGCUUCACUGAUGCCCACAAGGAGGAGUACUUCAGGAGGAGAGUCAGUGAUGAAGAGCUGUCCAGCAGAAUGAUCUCCCACAUCAAGACAUCCAGGAGCCUCCACAUCAUGUGUCUAAUCCCAGUCUUCUGCUGGAUCACUGCUACAGUUCUGGAUCACAUGUUGACUACAGAGCAGAGAGGAGAGCUGCCCAAGACCCUGACUGACCUGUACUCGCACUUCCUGCUGGUUCAGACAAAGAGGAAGAAGCAGAAAUAUGAUGAGGGACAUGAGACGAGUCCACAGGAGCUGACGGAGACUGACAGAGAAGUCCUACUGAAGCUGGGGAGGCUGGCAUUUGAACAUCUGGAGAAAGGAAACAUGUUUUACCAAGAAGACCUGGAGCACUGUGGUCUUGAUGUCACAGAGGCCUCGGUGUUCUCAGGAGUUUGUACAGAGAUCUUCAAAAGAGAGAGUGUGAUUUUCCAGAAAACAGUUUACUGCUUCGUUCAUCUGAGCAUUCAGGAGUUUCUGGCUGCUGUCUACCUGUUCCACUGUUUCACCAACAGGAAGACAGAGGUACUGGAGAACUUCCUGGGGAAAGACUGGGAUAAUUACAGAUUCCUGGAUGUCGUCCUGGAGAAAUAUGGGGAUAAAUACAGACCCCUGAAGGACUUCCUGGGGAAAGACCGGGAUAAAAACAGAUCCCUCGAUGUGUUUCUGAAGACAGCCAUGGAGAAAUCCCUCCAAAGUGAAAAUGGUCACCUAGACCUGUUUGUCCGUUUCCUUCAUGGCCUGUCUCUGGAGUCCAACCAGAGACUAUUGGGAGGCCUGCUGGGUCGUACAGACAACAGUCCAGAAAUCAUCCGGAGAGCCAUCAAAAACCUGAAGAAGAUGAGCAGUGAUGAGAUCUCUCCUGACAGAAGCAUCAACAUCUUCCACUGUCUGCUGGAGAUGAACGACCACUCAAUACAUCAGGAGAUCCAAGAGUUCCUGAAGUCAGAGAACAGACCAGAGAAGAAACUCUCUGAGAUCCACUGCUCAGCUCUGGCCUACAUGCUACAGAUGUCAGAGGAGGUUCUGGAUGAGCUGAACCUGAGGAAAUACAACACAACAGAGGAGGGACGACUGAGACUGAUUCCAGCUGUGAGGAACUGCAGAAAGGCUGUACUUUCUGGCUGUGGAAUCCCAGAGACUCACUGUGGAGUCAUGGCCUCAGCUCUUAAGUCCAACCCCUCCCAUCUGAGAGAGCUGCACCUGAGUUUUAACUACUAUCUGCAGGAUUCAGGAGUGAAGCAGUUGUGUGCUGGACUGGAGAGUCCAAACUGUAGACUGGAGACUCUGAGGUUGAGGGACUGCAGGUUGUCAGAGAUCAGCUGUGUUUCUCUGGCCUCAGCUCUGAAGUCCAACUCCUCCCAUCUGAGAGAGCUGGAGCUGAGUCACAAUGAGCUGCAGGAUUCAGGAGUGCAGCUGCUGUGUGAUUUUCUGGAGAGCCCACACUGUAGACUGGAGACUCUGAGAUUGAGUUCCUGCAGGUUGUCAGAGAUCAGCUGUGUUUCUCUGGCCUCAGCUCUGAAGUCCAACCCCUCCCAUCUGAGAGAGCUGGAGCUGAGUAACAACAACCUGCAGGACUCAGGAGUGAAGCAGCUGAGUGCUGGACUGGAGAGUCCAAACUGUAGACUGGAGACUCUGAGAUUGAGUUCCUGCAGGUUGUCAGAGAUCAGCUGUGUUUCUUUGGCCUCAGCUCUGAAGUCCAACCCCUCCCAUCUGAGAGAGCUGGAGCUGAGCAACAACGACCUGCAGGAUUCAGAUGUGAUACUGCUGUCUGAUCUUGAGAGGAGUCCACACUGUAAACUGGAGACUCUGAGCUGGAGGUGGUGAUCUCAGAGUGUCAGAGUGAGUGAUCAGCAAGGUGGAUGUGUUGAGAGGAUCAGCUGUGUCCUGAUGAUCCAGAGAGGUUGAAGCAGCAGCAUCAGCUUGUGAAUGGAGAGACACUGACUGGACCAUGUUACUGGGAGGUGGAGUGGAGAGCAGAGCUUCAUCCAGCAGUGACUAACAGAAGAAUCACAAGAGGUGGAGAUGACUCUCAUCAUCAGCUCCACUGUCAAGUUCACCAUCAUCCCUUUGUGUUCCUCUGGAUCUGACCGAGUAUCAUCAUCAGUGUAUCACUGAUUGCUCUGUUCUUCUCCUCCACUCCUUCUGCUCCGCACUCAGCCACCUCCUCCACCCUCCACCUGGACGUGAGUCUGGAUUUUGUAGAUAGAUAUGCUGAAUCUCUGCAGAUUUCUACUGUUUAUGACAACAUCACAGUAAAUUUACAGUCAGUUAAACUGCACUCAGGCUGCUCAUAUUACAGUGAAAUAGUCCUGUGAUUGUCUCUGUAUUGUUUUGUGUUGCACCUCCACACUGUGGAAUGAUGGAGAACUGCUGUUCAUGUUCACAUGAUCCUGUAUGUUGGAGGUUGAUGUCAGGAUGCAGAAGUCUGCAACUACAUUUAAUCAUUUUUAUCACUGAGAUUAUAUUUCUGUAUAUAUGGUCUUUUUGCUUCUGCAUAUGUAUGUUCCUAUUUUAUCUGAAUAAUAUAUUCUGUAGCAGAGUGCAUCAAUUUUUGAGCCAUGGUGGUUUUAUAUUUGUAAAACUUCCUUUAAAAAUCUGUGACGACAUCACAGUGUAAAGUCAGUGAGCUAAGAAGGAACUUGAGGGCGGGGCCAGUAAGAGAAACAUUACAAGGCGUAUUCAGUGGGCCACAUCCCGUGGGAAGUUAAGACCUUUUUUGGUGUAUGCGCCAGGCAAGCAGAUCCAUUGGAAUUAAAAGGCACCAUCUUGGCAUAUGACUGCUAGUUAUUAAAAUCUGUGCAGCAACCUCAAGUGAGUCAGUAUCAUAAACUAUAUAUAAAGAUGAAUGACAUGACUCCACUUUCCCCCACUGUACAAAAAUGAAGCCAAAAUAUCCUGGAUAUAACUGCUGCCAUUUUGCUCUGGUGACAUCAUUUAGAGCUAAAGUCAAGCAGUAGUGAUCUCCACCAGUGGUGACUUCCCACCCACACACCCAUCUGACAGAUAGUGAGCAGCACAAUAGAUAGCGAGCACACCGAUUUGCACACACAGCUGUCAGUCAUGUCCUCAAUUCCACGUAUAUUUAACAUCAUGUUACUAGUUAUAACCAAGCUUAUUAGAAAAAACACUUGAACACACAGCAGCGUGAUAAGAACUACCUAAAAUAAUAGGAACCAGACUGUUUAUUUUGGCCCAUGUCCUAUCCACGAACAUGGAGGGGGCAGGGUUACGUAUACAGCAGCCAGCCACUGGGGAUGAGAUGUUUUGGCUUCACUUCUGGGGAGCUGUCACAUUGUCCAUCUUUAUACAGUCUAUGGUAAGUAUAGCUGGGGCGGGAGCAGCUACGUAACUUGCCCACCAUCAGUCUACAAUCAGUCCCCUUUGCCCCUUGGUCUGGAAAUGGAACCCCUAAAGAAAAUAGUGAGUUAGAAUUUAGCUAGCUGUGAAGAAUUUGGUUAAAAGAGAGGCGGUUAGGGUAAGGGUAUUGGUGAGGGGUACAUUCCGGUACUUAUAGUGGAGUAUAGCUGCUUUUGGCCUUAUAUUCAUUUUCUACAAUGUCACGUUGUAGCAGGGUUCAGAUAGCUGUCGUGUUGGUGGAUUCGUCUUAUGCAAGUGGUGGGUGCGGUCUGUAGGUGCAUGUCAUGUAGGCUCCAAAUGAGAUGUGGCUGCAGUUAUACAUGUCUCACCUCAAGACCCCAGGAACGCCAUCCAGCAUUGCAGCCAGUUUUUUUUUUUUACAGUGGCCACUUGAGGUAUUGCAACAAAACAUCCCCUGCAGCCCAAAAAACAUUUUCCCCACAGAUAAUUACUUCUCUCUUUAUUGAAACUUUCAUAUUCGUGACAACAGAUAAAGCUGUGACAGUACUGUUAGACAGUAUUUAUUAUGAAAGUACUAAAUAAUACCACAGGAACGAAAAUAACAAUAAACAAACAAAAUAAAGUCAGGCUUGGUAACUUAAUAUUGCAUUUAAUCGACUUGCAUGGACUCUCUGGUGAUACUGACUGUGGCAAAGGUGAUGGUGGUGAUGACGAUGAUGACGAUGAAGAUGAAAAUGAUGAUGAUUUUUCUGUAUUCAUUUUUUAUUUUACCAAGGUUAUGAUGAUGUCAUCUUUAAUGUCAAUUAUUGUUGUUGAGCAUAUCAAACAAACAAAUAUGUUUAUUUUAUGUUUUUUGUUUUGUUUUGUUUUGGUUUGGUUUUUUUGCCAGAGACAAAGACUCUAGCCUAAGUUGUACUUAAUUUUCCUUUUGAUAAAAUGCACCAUAUAUGAAGAAAUUAGAAGUGAAAUAUCCUGAGAAUAGUAACCCUUCUCCCUAUCCUUUCACUGUGCAUGUAGCCUGAAUCCAACAAGCUAAAUGUAUCACGCAUCUGCACCUAGUAAUGUCUGUCUAAAUUACACCAACAUGGCAAUC